GGCUAGAAAGCCUAGGGGUAGUCACUAAUCAUGCUAUCUUAAUAGUAACAAUAAGCAAACCCUAAAAAAACGUUCGGUACUCUCUAAUAGAUUGCCUAAAUUCACUCUCACACUUCAUUUCUCCUCAAACUUGGGAGAACCUCUAACUGACAACAUUUCCAGGUCUCCCUGCUCCAGCAAACAUGGCGGAUGGAUCAGGGUAUCCAUCUGUGUAUAAGAAGAUACAAGGAAAGUCUUAUUUCAUGUCUCAAGUUUCACCCAGUUUGCAAGCAAGGAAUUGUACGGUACACAAUUUCAGGCGUUCCUUCUUUAAUGGAGAAUUCCAAAGUCCUGUUCUGUACUCGUACCAGGGUACUGGCUUGACAGAUGUGUCUCCAGUCUCUACACCGAUUCUUGUGCCUGCAGUGGCUGAGAAAGCACAAAAAAAUUUCUGGGUUGAUUUUCUCAUGGGAGGGGUUUCUGCUGCUGUUUCUAAGACUGCUGCUGCACCAAUUGAACGAGUCAAGCUCUUGAUCCAGAAUCAAGAUGAAAUGCUCAAGAGUGGUCGGCUCUCUGAACCAUACAAGGGUAUAUCUGACUGUUUUGCCAGAACUAUGAAGGAUGAAGGCAUGAUUGCUCUUUGGAGGGGAAACACUGCCAAUGUUAUCAGAUACUUUCCCACCCAGGCCCUGAACUUUGCUUUUAAAGAUUACUUCAAGAGGAUGUUUAAUUUCAAGAAAGACAAGGAUGGGUACUGGAAAUGGUUUGGCGGAAACUUGGCAUCUGGCGGGUUAGCUGGUGCUACAUCUCUUUUCUUUGUGUAUUCUUUAGAUUAUGCAAGGACCCGGUUGGCCAAUGAUUCUAAGGCUGCGAAGAAGGGUGGUGAGAGGCAAUUCAAUGGUUUGGUUGAUGUAUACAAGAAAACACUAAAAUCAGAUGGUAUAGCUGGCCUUUACCGUGGUUUCAGCAUCUCAUGUGUUGGAAUCAUUGUCUACCGUGGAUUAUACUUCGGAAUGUAUGAUUCACUUAAACCUGUGGUGUUGAUUGGUGGAUUGCAGGAUAGCUUUUUGGCCAGUUUUCUCUUGGGUUGGGGAAUCACAAUUGGUGCUGGGCUAGCUUCCUACCCUAUAGAUACUGUGCGUAGAAGAAUGAUGAUGACUUCCGGAGAAGCAGUUAAAUACAAGAGUUCUCUUGACGCAUUCAAUCAGAUCGUCAAGAAAGAAGGAUCAAAAUCACUCUUCAAGGGGGCUGGUGCAAACAUUUUGCGUGCUGUUGCAGGUGCUGGUGUGCUUGCUGGUUAUGACAAGCUACAGCUAAUUCUCCUAGGCAAGAAAUAUGGUUCUGGUGGUGGCUAAGGCCCUGCCUUAUGAUGAUGGCGAUGAGUAUGAAGUAUAUUAUAGAAUAAUUUUGGUAGUACCCUUUAUAUAUACUUUCUCCAGCUCUAUGGAUAUAGUUUCCUGUGUUUCUCAUCACCAGACCAUUCUGAAUUUCGAAGUGUUGUUAUUUAUGCUCAAAUUCAGGCUUGCUUUUGCAUUUGGAGGAGUUGUUUUGGCCAUGGAAGCGAAAAAUAACUGAAUAGACAGUGUUUGUCAUUUGAAAAUGUAAACUCUUUUAGUAGAAAGAGUUGCUAUCCUGGAACUUGUGUUUUAUUAACAGCAAAUGUAUGUGUCUAUUUUGUUUGCCAAUAUUUCACGGCUAUUCAUUUUGGGUUUUAUCUUUGAUACUA
Molecule: messenger RNA, 1705 nt
Organism: Beta vulgaris subsp. vulgaris (sugar beet)
Lineage: Eukaryota; Viridiplantae; Streptophyta; Magnoliopsida; Caryophyllales; Amaranthaceae
Product: ADP,ATP carrier protein
Exons: 4
Coding region: 183-1334 (383 amino acids)
Biological process (GO): mitochondrial ATP transmembrane transport; mitochondrial ADP transmembrane transport
Cellular component (GO): mitochondrial inner membrane
Molecular function (GO): ATP:ADP antiporter activity
Source: RefSeq, a predicted model, not a curated record